AUGUCGUCGGUUGAAAAUUUGUUUAUGGGUGAAACUGCAUCGAAUGCGACACAAACAACGAAGAAAAUUCGUCGAAUCCGCAAACGCAGAGCCACAAAAUUGUCGUUAAAGAGCGAAGCAGCAAAAACCACGGCAGCCGACAUUGCCUUAUUGACGAUGGAAAAUGCGGAAUUAAAACGCCAAAAUUCCGAACAAACGAAUCAAAUUUCCAAUUUACAACAAAGCAUCGACAAGUUGAACGACAUUUUCAACACACAUCACACUGAUUUCGUGGGCAAAGGCUCUAACUUAAUUACCGGCAAAAUCAUCGAGUUGAGUAAGAGAAAUCGACACCUGUACAGCGAUAUGGAGAUAUAUCGCACGAAAUGCGAGACACUCGAACGCGAAUUGGCAAAAUUGAAAGCGGACACGGGAAAAGACAAAAAACCAAAAAUUGUGAAGCGUGAUCCGAAUGAAUGUGAAAUCCUGAGAGAAAAGCUAAAAACGGUGACAAUGAAACUGCUCGACGUUUCCAAUCAAAAUCAGAAUUUGAAGAAUGAAAUUAAGGUAGCUGUCAAGUGUUUGGAGCAAGAAGUGGGCGAUCACAAACCUCUGCAGAAUAUCUUGAGUAAUGUUGGGGGAUGGCGCGGCAGAGCUCAACAAAUUUUGAAGCUACAAGCAAAAGUUGCGGAAUUGACGAGAAAAUUAAAUGGCACGGAAGAUGAUCCCGCACGAGAGACACAGCGACAAUUGGAAGUGGCUCGCCGGUGUGAAGUUGAGUCAUUGCAAAAGGAAACGCACGAACUCAAAAACACCGUUAAUGACUUGCAAUUUAAACUCACAGCUGCAAAGACACGCAACAAAAUUCUACUUGAUGAAUGUGCCGCGUACCGGGACAAGUGCCAAGGUUUCCUUAACGACCAGAAACGCAGCGAAAAGGAAAUUACGGAAUUAACUGCUCACUUGAGUGCGGUGCGCGCUAAUUACGAGUCUCAAUUGCGGAACUUAACGAAGAAAAUUGAAAUUUCCGAGUCGAAGACGCAAGUGUGUCACACGAGUGUGGAUCAAGUGUUGUGUGAAAUGCACAACAAGAACGACUUGUUGUGCCAAAAGGACUCGGAAAUUUUUAAUUUGCAGCGAGAAUUGGAGACAAUGCAAAAUGACUUGCGAAAAGUGUCGGGAGAUUUUUUGUUUAAUUGUCGCAAUCUCCAAAAACAUCAAUAUUUGGCAAUUUUAAAUAAUUUGGAGGAUGAGAAGAAUCAACUGCUGACUCAGAUUGAAAAAUUGAACGAACGAUUGAACGCGAAACAAGAAGCGGUUUUGAACUUGAAGAACGAAGUCGAGAAACAACGCUUGAAAAUUUGUCGUUUGGAAGGAAAGUUACGAGAUGCUCUAAAAGAAAAGGAACAAAUCUCAUGUAAAAAUCAGCGCCGCAACCGCAUAGAUGCCUAUUACAAAUCAAUUAGCGGCAGUCAGAUUUCCCCGAAUGACGAUAAAAAUUCUGACCACGCAACUCCCGUGGAAGAUACAAAUCUCAAGUUGGAUCUCGCUAAUGAAAGAAUCCAGUAUUUAGAGACAAAAAUACACGAAAUCACGUUAGAGCGCAACACGGACGUCAAGGAACUCGUAAAUAUCAUUCGUUCAUCGAAAAAGUUCAUUUUCGAGGCACUCUCUAACGGAGAAGCAGUCAAAAAAGUAUCGACAAUGCCGAGAAAAGAGGAAGAAAUCGACAAAAAUUAA
Culicoides brevitarsis is the source of this 1719-nucleotide messenger RNA. RefSeq names its product coiled-coil domain-containing protein 13. Gene Ontology annotation, cellular component: centriolar satellite. Gene Ontology annotation, biological process: non-motile cilium assembly; cytoplasmic microtubule organization. The record is from RefSeq and is a predicted model, not a curated record. The transcript is spliced from 3 exons. Lineage: Eukaryota; Metazoa; Arthropoda; Insecta; Diptera; Ceratopogonidae. The coding region runs from base 1 to 1719 and encodes 572 amino acids.